This is a messenger RNA of Bufo gargarizans (Asiatic toad), 2127 nucleotides long. RefSeq names its product BCL2 interacting protein like (gene BNIPL). Gene Ontology annotation, cellular component: cytoplasm. The transcript has 10 exons. Bases 777 to 1712 code for a protein of 311 amino acids. Lineage: Eukaryota; Metazoa; Chordata; Amphibia; Anura; Bufonidae. Gene Ontology annotation, biological process: apoptotic process. The record is from RefSeq and is a predicted model, not a curated record.
CUAUGCCUCCUCCUGGACUCAACUACAAAAACAUGGCUGCCGCCUUCUGGAAACAGCGCCACACUCGUCCACAGGAUGUGUCUGGUAUUACAGCUCAGGUCCAUUGAAUUGGAAGUGAAGAGGCGCAGCACAGUUUUUGACUGCAAGCAGCCAUGUUUUUCUAGUCCUGGACAACCCCUUUAAGUCCCGCCCUCAUCAUCAUUUCAUGAAACCAUGAUGAUCACCAUCCUGCAUUGUGUUCCAGCUCUGCUUGCUGGCAGCAAAUGAGAACCUUUACAGGCCUCAUGCUUCUCAGAGCUGAGGGUUUGCUACAAUUGCAUCUAGUCAGUAAAUCGGCAGCACAAGAGGUGACGGCAUGGAAACCUGUCCAUCAAGCGUAACCCUUAAUUGCACACACCCUAUGUUUUUAAGAGCCACCCCUUUAAAUAGGCCACACCCCAUUAAUUUUUUUUUUUUAUAUUCAAAUUAGCCCGCACCUGCAGGAUUGUGGGAAAUAGAAGAGUCCACAGGCGGUCAGCUCAGUAUGAAAGUGCGUACAUGUCCCUGCAGCCCUCUAUACACGGGCAGGGCGGUGUGUACACGGCAUACUCUGCCGGUGCUGUUACCUGGGAACAUGAGCUGUUUUUGGGAGUUGCCCAUUAUGCUGUAUCCUCCCUGCCCCACAGCUACAUAGGUGAUGUCAGCCGCCUACUCCAGGGUCACCUACCUCUGCACACAGCCUCACCACACCGCGGUCAGCAGCCCCAUCCGCUGCCACUCGUACGACCAUUGAUGACAUGGAGCUGAAAGAAGAAUGGCAAGAUGAAGAGUUCCCAAGGCCCUUUCCAGAGGAGGCUGCGGCAGAAGAAGACAUGGAUUCUAAAGAAGAUGACCCAUCAGCCUGUCCUCCCAGUACGCUGGAGCUGUGCGGUAACCGCCAUAUAAAGAAACGAUUACCCGCCCCUGAUAUCAGCCUAAACCUGGAAAACAGCCAGGAGUCUGCCAUCUCCAGCGACAACCGCGACCUGACAACUGACGAAGAUUUAGAUUUUGACAUUGACGACCUGGAGACUCCGAACAGCAGCGAGUUACUCGACCUGAGCCAUGAGUUUGAGUGGGAAGAUGAUCUCCCCAAGCCUAAAGGGACGGAAAACGUCCAAUAUGUGGACAACCGCGUGACGGACAUGGAAGAUCAGAACGGCCGCAAGUGGAGGAUAUUUCUGAUGGGAGAACACAAGGUGGACAUGACGGCCAUCGAGCCGUACAAGAAAGUCGUCUCUCCGGGAGGUCACCAUGGCGAUGGGUUGAACGCUAUUAUUACGUUCGCCUCCUGUUAUCUACCAGAGAGUAAUAUUUCGGAUUACCAGUACAUCAUGGACAAUCUCUUCAGGUAUAUAAUAGGAACCUUAGACCUUCUGGUGGCCGAGGACUACAUGAUGAUCUAUCUGAACGGAUGUACCCCACGCAAUAAAAUCCCCCCCAUCAACUGGAUCAAGCGCUGUUACCAGGCCACGGGAAGACGGUUAAAGAAAAAUCUGAAAUCUGUCCUUAUUGUGCACCCGACGUGGUAUUUGAAAGCCUUGCUGGUCAUCACGAGGCCUUUUAUCAGUUCCAAAUUUGGAAGAAAGGUGAAAUUUGUCAACAGCCUGGCGGACCUGGAGCGGCUCGUUUCGCUAGAGAAGGUUCACAUACCGGACUGUAUUCAAGAGUUGGACAAUUCCUUAAAGCGAUAGCUCCUGUGAAUUCUUUUGCACUGAAUUGCACUCCUAGUGGGAGGUCUGCUGCAAUAAACACCAGCGACAACUCAUUGGACAGGCUGUAACAUUGAGCCGGGGACCUCCAUACUCACACAGGAAACCUCGCUAGAAGAGCGUUUCUCGAAGAACGCCAUUCUGCACAUGAAAAGAAAAGGGGACAUAGUGUAUUAUCUGCUGUUCCAACAGAACGGCGCCACCUGGUGACCAAAUUCUCAGGAAAAGUUAUACCAUGAACAAAAAUUUGGGGGCGUUCCUUAUGGUGACCCAUACGGUGCGCCUUGGUAAUAUUUAUAUCAAUAAAGUUUUUCGAACACUAACAAGAAUUCUAGAUGUAUUAAAAAAAAAAAAGUUCAGUGCUUUGUGUUCUCUUCAAUAAACUUUAUUGAUCUAA